AUGCGGUGCGCAUCAGUGACCACUUCCACACUUGAAGUAUCGCCGAUCAUGACGAUAAGUUUACUGGUAGUGUUUGUUCCCCGUAUCCCCCUCCUGGUCAAAGCUGAGACAGUGCCUCUUGAGCGUGCGAGUCGCAAGAUGUCCGGCGGGCAAACAUUCACGAGCGCUCUGGCCUUUGAAGCUCGGGGCUGGAUGCAGCUUCUUCGUACUAGUGCCCCCUGCCGUGAUCAUACUCACAGGACGCACAAGCCUUCACCUCGCUCCGUUGAAUGCCAAGGAGAUCCCAUCUUGACGCGUGCAAACCCCUUUGCCAAUCAUCCACUUCUGACACUUCUCAUGCCUGGUCAUCUUACUCUACGGGAGGCGACCAAGAUCCAAGAGACCCAUGGCCCUCUCGUGUGUUACCGAGUGCCAUUGGCCUUUGUCCGGCUGAAAAACCCGUCGUACCAAUCGGAGGAUGCCGCAUCCGCCUUCCUCUACUUUUGCGACCCAACUUCUCGCAAGGCGUUCGGGUUCAAGAAUCGGUUUUAUCAAGACGCAGCUCCGUAUGAUGGACAAUAUGCACUCCAUCGAGGAGCGUGUGAGCUUUCCGAAGACUUCAAGUGGGCAUUCGAUAUCGAUGCCUCCUCUGUUCAUGAAGCUAUAGGGUGGUAUGUGGCGAGGGUUCAGGAAAACCUUGCCGCCUCGCUGGUAGAGCAGUCCCACUUGGAGCCGGUGCAGUUUCCGGGUGCAGACUGGCAAGCUGUCGGCGCCUGGAGGAGGGCAGAGACAAGUGGGUGGCAGCGUACCGCGCAAGCUAACGACAGUCAGAAGAGGUGGAACGUUCGGCGCGGUCCACCCCUGCCAGCGCAGCAUUGGGCUCCCUAUAUCCUCAGGUUCGAUUGGGUUUCCGGCCCAGUAUUCCAGUUUCCGCCCAUCAGCCACGUUGUUGGCACGAUGGUAUGCCAUCGAGAGUUCAGCGAGAAGGUGGCUCUGGAACUCUACGGCGUUUUCCUCGACUGCAACUUACGGCUGUACCAAAAGCCCGACACUUGUGAUGAAAAACGCGACCCCUUCGUCGACAGACUGGUUACCGGCAUCAGCGGCUUGACUGUGUUGUUCCUGGCCUGCACGAUUGUCUCUGAUGAAGUGGCGUGCGCCAAGUUGCUGCAAAUGCCCACCGCUGGCCUCCGCAUAUUGAAAGAUCUCCACGACCAAGGACUGGGCGACUUUUGCUCGAAGGUGGUCCGGCCGCAGGUCAAGGCGAUGCUCCAGGCUCUCUUUGAGGGUGAGCGCGAUCUCACGACAACUGCCUGGGGCCAAAGACUGUCCCUCCUCGUAUCGCUGCACCUCUGCCGACCCAACGGGAAGUUGGCCACGUGGGGGGAGACGGAUUAUCCGGAGCCGCUGCUGCUGGAUGUCUUGCGACUCGGCCCGUCGAGAAUCAGAAGCAUUCCGAUCGAAUAUGAGGCGGCCGCCACCGGCUUCUUUGCGGGAAACGCUGUCGGGACUCUCAUUCAGCUCUUGUCGAAACGCAUAAUCGAGAGGGAGGCCAAGGGACGCAAGCACAGAACCCUCGUGACGCUAACCACUGAAUGGACCACCAACCUUGUCAGUGUUGGCCAGAGUGUUGCCCCGAUGCUUGUCGGCAGCGGUGGCGGUUACGCAACCCCGUUUUCCUUGGAACAGACGCGAGGUCUACUUCACGAUUGGAUCGACGAGAGGACAGCUCGACAAACCAGCUCCCUGCGAAGCGCGUGCGACCAUGUUCUUGAGCUUUUCGAUGAGCGUCUGUACAAAUUCGACCGGAAAUUCGGCAAGGACGUGGAUCUGAGCCCGUUCCGCACACAGGGCUCGCAAGCUCUCAAGAUUGCGCUGGACGCAGACCCGCAAGCCCACUACGACAGGUCAAUCCGCGCCCGCGGGUCCUCGGCCAGAUAUCGGUUCCUCGUUGACUGCCCGUCCAAGCGGUGCAACGGACAACGCGAGCGAUUCUGGUCCAACCUCUUCGAGAAGAAGCUGGCUUUGAUCGACCAGGAUGACGACGCUCACGGCGCCUAUGGAUUAUUAUCUUCCAGCCGUCGCUCCGACACGAGUCCCCGUGCAGCAGUCAGCGCAGCAUCCAAUUAG
Messenger RNA from Trichosporon asahii var. asahii CBS 2479, 2109 nucleotides. RefSeq lists its product as uncharacterized. The record is from RefSeq and is a predicted model, not a curated record. Lineage: Eukaryota; Fungi; Basidiomycota; Tremellomycetes; Trichosporonales; Trichosporonaceae. The coding region runs from base 1 to 2109 and encodes 702 amino acids. The transcript is spliced from 4 exons.